CAAUCACUAAACAAUCGAAUUUAGCGGUUUCAUUUUUUGAGAGAUAAAUACGAUUAUAAACAAUAAAUGAAUCGCUGUACGUAGAAGUUAACUUCACAGCAAUGAUAUUACAAUAUCAAAGCUAACUUCAGUCAGUAGUGUAAUAAAGUAAACAUAGCCUGAAUUUUUACAAAAAUGGACGUACAAAAGCAUUCUGUGCAUACUCUAGUAUUCCGAUCUUUAAAAAGAACGCACGAUAUGUUCUUAUUAAAUCAAGGUACUUUACCACCUGUGGAUCUUAAUUUACAAAAGAUGAAAAAAACCAUAAAAGCAAAGGACUCUUAUGGUCCUGUAUUGGAACGUGUCAAGAAUAACAAUGUGAUGAAAGCACAGAAAGAAAAUGAAAAUGCAGAUCCUCCUCCACCAGGCGAUGAAUCUUUUGGAGGAAAUAGUAUUACUGCUACUGUACCUUAUAAUAGCACACAAAAUAGUAAUAUAAUAGCAACAACACAAGCAAGUUCUGGAGGAAAUGUAAUAAAUACUCUUAUAACACAAAAAAAGACAACUUCUAUGGCAAAACCAAAAUGGCAUCCGCCAUGGAAAUUAUACAGAGUUAUUAGUGGCCACCUUGGUUGGGUUAGGUGUUGUGCCGUUGAACCAGGAAAUGAAUGGUUUGCUACUGGUUCAGCAGAUAGAGUAAUUAAAAUAUGGGAUCUUGCAAGUGGUAAAUUGAAAGUUUCUUUGACUGGUCACAUAAGUAGUGUCCGUGGACUUGCAUUUUCUCAGCGUCAUCCGUACCUAUUUUCCUGUGGAGAGGAUCGACAAGUAAAGUGUUGGGAUCUUGAAUACAACAAGGUUAUAAGACACUACCAUGGUCAUUUAUCAGCUGUAUAUUCAAUGGCACUCCAUCCUAGUAUAGAUGUAUUAGUAACUGCGGGUAGAGAUUCUACUGCAAGAGUAUGGGAUAUGCGUACCAAGGCAAAUGUACACACGCUUGUUGGUCAUACUAAUACAAUUGCUAGUGUAAUUUGUCAAACAGCUGAGCCACAGAUUGUCACUGGAAGUCAUGAUUGCACAAUAAGGUUAUGGGAUCUAGCUACAGGAAAAUCUAAAGCAACUUUAACAAAUCACAAAAAGAGUGUGAGAGCUGUGACUUUCCAUCCAUCUUUGUACAUGUUUGCAUCAGCAUCUCCAGAUAAUAUUAAACAGUGGAAAUGUCCAGAAGGCAAAUUUAUUCAAAACUUAUCAGGUCAUAAUGCCAUAGUUAAUUGCUUGGCUGUUAAUGCUGAUGGUGUUUUAGUUUCUGGAGCAGAUAAUGGUACAAUGCAUCUGUGGGAUUGGAGGACAGGAUAUAAUUUUCAACGAUUACAAGCACCAGUUCAACCUGGUUCAAUGGAUAGUGAAGCUGGAGUAUUUAGUAUUACAUUUGACAUGUCUGGCACACGAAUGAUUACAACAGAAGCAGAUAAAACAAUCAAAGUGUAUAAAGAAGAUGAUACUGCUACGGAGGAAACGCAUCCUGUAAAUUGGAGACCAGAUAUAAUAAAACGAAGGAAAUAUUAAGCAUUUUUAUAUGUAAUAAAUAUUAACUACAGAUUUGUUAUAAAAUCUAAUUUUUAAAAUGAAAAAAUUAAUGA
This is a messenger RNA of Megachile rotundata (alfalfa leafcutting bee), 1616 nucleotides long. RefSeq names its product transport and golgi organization 4 (gene Tango4). NCBI's taxonomy places the organism in Eukaryota, Metazoa, Arthropoda, Insecta, Hymenoptera, Megachilidae. Gene Ontology annotation, molecular function: protein binding. Gene Ontology annotation, biological process: mRNA splicing, via spliceosome. Gene Ontology annotation, cellular component: Prp19 complex; catalytic step 2 spliceosome; precatalytic spliceosome. The record is from RefSeq and is a predicted model, not a curated record.